Neolamprologus brichardi is the source of this 3002-nucleotide messenger RNA. NCBI's taxonomy places the organism in Eukaryota, Metazoa, Chordata, Actinopteri, Cichliformes, Cichlidae. The record is from RefSeq and is a predicted model, not a curated record.
AUGGCAGAUUUUGGACUAUAUACCUACCAGCAGGAAGUGGUUGAAAGGGCUCUUAAACGAGAGAACGUCAUAAUUUGGUUACCGACUGGAGGUGGAAAGACCCGCGCUGCAGUGUAUGUGGCCAAAAAACACCUGGAGACCACACCAGAUGCUAAAGUGAUGGUCCUCGUAAACAAGGUUCAUCUUGUUGACCAACACUACAACAAAGAGUUUGAGCCUAAACUGGGUCUACGCUAUACUGUUAGGAAAGUGAGCGGAGAGAGUGAUGAAAAGGACAUUUUUGGGUUAGUGGUGCAAGAGUCAGAUGUGGUCAUCUGCACAGCGCAGAUCUUGUACAACGCUCUGAUUAACAAGGAGGAUGCAAGACAUGUCGAGCUCUCAGAUAUUACUCUGCUGAUAAUCGAUGAGUGCCACCAUACUCACAAGGAGUCAGUCUAUAACAAAGUAAUGAGACUCUAUGUGGAGAAGAAGCUGAAGGAAGAAAAACCACUGCCACAGAUCUUGGGCCUCACAGCAUCCCCAGGGACAGGAGGCGCAAAGACCCUGGACAAGGCUGUGGAGCAUGUACUGGAGAUUUGUGCCAACUUGGAUUCAGCCAUAGUUUCAACUAAACAGUAUGCUCCUGAACUGAAGGAAGUGGUGCCCAGACCCAGAAAAACCUUCAACAUUGUCAACAAGAGAGAUCGAGAUCCUUUUGGUGAUCAUCUGAAGUCGAUGAUGACGAUUAUCCACGGUUACAUGGAAAUCCCUCCAGACUUCAAACUGAGAGAGUGUGGAACACAAGAAUACGAAGCAGAUGUGGUGAUUCUGGAACAGCGAGGAGUACGAGACAACAACAGACUGCUUGCACAAUGUGCGUUACACCUCAGGCAGUACAAUGAUGCCCUCCUCAACAAUGACACCUUGAGGAUGAUUGAUGCUUAUCGUUCCCUGGAGGAGUAUUACUCCAAAAAGAGAACCAAGGCCAUUGAUGGGACAGACUUCUUCUUGUUGGGACUUUUUGAAGAGAAUCAGGUGGAGCUAAGGAACUUUGCUAUGGAUUCUCGCUUUGACAACCCAAAGAUGGAUGAACUUCAGAGCACUCUGUUAAAACAGUUUGGGUCAGGUGUCCCAUCAAGGGGAAUUCUCUUCAGUAAAACACGCAAAAGCACCCACUGCCUGAAAGACUGGGUCCUCAAAAACAGGGCAUUGAAAGAUGCUGGCAUCAAGGCAGACAUCCUCACUGGUGCUGGUAAUGGCAUCACCUACAUGACACAGAAUGAACAGGCAGAAACAAUCAGGAGUUUCCGUAUGGGUUCUCUGAACCUCCUGAUCUCCACCAGUGUGGCCGAAGAAGGUCUUGAUAUACCUGAAUGCAACCUGGUGGUGCGCUACGGACUCCUUACUAAUGAGAUCGCCCAGCAGCAGGCAAGUGGACGUGCACGAGCAAGAGACAGUCAGUAUGCAGUCGUAGCCCAAGCAGGUGGGCGUGAACAUCGCAGAGAGCGCAUCAAUGAAUAUCUGGAGGAGCUGACUGGUAAAGCCAUUGACCGUGUGCAACGUAUGAGUCACUACGAGUUUAACUUAAAGUUAAGUGAGCUUCAACAAAAGGCAAUUAUUUCUAGUAAAAUUGAAGAAAGCUGCAAAACGGAGAAGAGGAGUCGUAACACUGCUUCCAGUAUCCAGUUCUUGUGUCGAAACUGUUUCACCCCUGUGGCUUCUGGCAGUGACAUUCAACUUGUUGACAAUACGCAAUAUGUCAACGUCAGCCCUGACUUUAAGAAUCACUACAAAGCUGCAGGGCAGGUGAUUCUAGAAAGGAGCUUUGAGGACUGGGAGCCUGGGUGUAGAAUCAGAUGCAAAAAAUGCAACAAGGAAUGGGGAUUCGAGAUAAAAUACAAAAAGCAUGUCUUAAUGCCAAAUCUAGCCAUUAAGAACUUUGCCCUGGAAACCCCCAAAGGCAGGAUAACAGUAAAGAAAUGGAAAGAUGUACCUUUCCCUGUUGAGGACUUCGACUAUGAAGAGUACUGCCAGGAAAACUUCCCUGACCUCUUUGAUUGAGCCACGAACCAGAAAGCUCUGUGUGGUUUUCUUCUGCACUUUACUUGAUUUUGAGACUCCAGUUUCUUUUAGAAAACCAUACUGUUGUAUGGUUGGAGGUUUGCAUGAACACAGACUUGAAAAAUUCACUCCACAUAUGCCUGAUCUUUGUUCCAGGCAGCUAAAAACCUUAGUGCAUCAGUCAUGUUUAUAAUUAGCAAUCAGUGGAAGCUUCGUUUAUGCCCAGUGCCUGAGUUCAUCUGUGUUCUCCUAUAACAUGACCCUUUAACAUCAUGAAUAUUUGACAAGCCAUCAAGAGGAGAUUAAUUAACAUGAACUGUUUUAGCUAUUUUAAAAUGUGUUCAGAUGUAAUGCUGCUGAUGUGUGUAUGAAGUUUGACGUUGUGGACAAUUUCUGUAACUAAAUCAGAUGUUUUAUGAGAGCCUAAUCUUAAGAAUUAUCACUGUUCACUAACAGAUGAAAUCAACCUUUUUAUUUUUUCUAUAUCGUAGCAUAUCAAUUUUUAAACUAAAUCUAAAGUUGAUUAAUUUAAACAAAUGCUCCUUUUGAAAUGAUUGAUUUUUCAUAAGUUUGCCUUUAUUAAUCAGUAGGUGUCAGUCUUGGAUAGCACAAGAAAUGUUUUCAUAAAGCCAGGAUUAAAGCUUUCCACGAGGAUUUUCACAUUGAAAGAUGUGGAUGUAAUAGAAAUGUCUGAAUCUGCAGAUAAUGUGGAAAUAUACUGAGAAUGAAUGACUUACAGGUCAAAGUCAAACAUGACAAACCCAUGAGCAAGGCAUUUAAUCCCCAACUGUUUCUAUAAAUUACGGUAUUAUCCACGUCAGGAGCACGGUUGUGCAGCCUUCUGAUGUGUCUAGGCAACCACUGUAAAAGAGAUGUGCAUUCAGUUGACUGAACAGACACACAUUAUUUGCUGGGAUGAGGAUAUAAAAAUAUAUAUUUCUGUUUAUAUGUCCGUGUAAAAG